Molecule: messenger RNA, 642 nt
Organism: Hibiscus syriacus
Lineage: Eukaryota; Viridiplantae; Streptophyta; Magnoliopsida; Malvales; Malvaceae
Product: prostatic spermine-binding protein-like
Exons: 2
Coding region: 1-642 (213 amino acids)
Source: RefSeq, a predicted model, not a curated record
AUGUCGGGAAUACUAGAUAAGGCGAAAGACAUGAUGGGAGGGGAUAGCGAUGACGAGAGCAAGGGGGAAAAGUAUAAACAUCACAAAGAUGAAGACAGAGACGAAGGCAUGAUCCAUAAGAUCAAGGAUAUAAUCAUUGGCGAUAAAGACGACAAGCAACAUCAUAGAAAUUUUCACGAUGAUGAUUAUGAUCAUAAGCACAAGGAAGAAAGGAUAAUGGGUAUGAGUAAAGACAAAUUUCACGGUGACGAUGAUGAUCGUGACUUUGAUCGUAAAAAUAAAAGUGGCGAUAAACAUCAAAAGAAAGAUAAAGACAAUAAGCAUCACAAGAAAGACAAAGAGGAUAAGCACAAUAAGAAAGCUGAUCAUAAGUACAAGGAAGAAGGCAUAAUGGGUAUGAUCAAAGUCAAAUCCUACAAUGAUAAUGAUAAUUAUGUCCAUGAUCAUGACCAUCAUGAUAAUAGUCGUAGUUGUGACAACAAUCGAGAUAUUGAUCGCCAUCGUGAUAGUAGUCGUGGUCGUUGUGAUAGUGGUAGUGACCGUGAUAGUAACCAUGGUUGCGAUGGAGAUAAGAAAAAAGAGAAGGGAAAAAAGUAUAAAGACGGCCAUAGAAGUGAUAGUGAUAGUGAUCGUGAUCAUUAG